AGCGACUGGACGUAAUUAUCGAGCUUUUCUAAAGCUUUAUUUCUUGGUCGCCAUCCGACUCUUUUGAUUUUUUUCGCGGUGUGUUUGGCGGGGAUGACGGGGAGCGAGGAGAGUGCCGUGGAAGAAACGACCACGGAGUGGAUCCGGAUCGACGGGGUAGCAUCGUGGGCGAGAUUGGAGGCUGACGGGACGCUUCUCUGGAGCGCUGGAGCUGGCGAGCGGCGGCUACGCUUGGAGUCGGAUGUCCUCGGAUUGGCGAUCCGUGGAUCCUGGAUCACGGUUAGGGCAUUCGAAGGGACGAGCGAGGGCGGGUGCUGCGGUGUGGUUGGUGGGGCCGGCGGGAGGAGGAGGGCGAGGAGGGACUACGUGCUGCAGAUGGCCGACGAGGCGGCGGCUCGGCGGUGGAGCGAUCGGAUAAAUGAAUUUUUAGGAUCUCUCGGAAGGCCAAAGAAACUCUGUGUUGUUUUAAACCCAUUCUCUGGGAAGAAAUCUGCAAGAAAGAUAUUCCAAAAUGAGAUUAAGCCACUUCUUGAAGCUGCUGGUGUCCUUUUUGACUUAAAAGAGACUGAACGCCAGAAUCAUGCUCACGAAAUUGCAUAUAAGUUGGACAUUUUACAAUAUGAUGGCAUUGUUUGUGUCAGUGGUGAUGGCAUCCUGGUGGAGAUAGUCAAUGGUUUGCUCAAUAGAAAAGACUGGGGUACUGCAAUUAAGGUACCUCUUGGGGUAAUUCCUGCAGGUACAGGAAAUGGCAUGUCUAAAUCACUUCUGGAUUCAGCUGAUGACUUGUGCACGGUCCCUAAUGCUACAUUUACAAUAAUAAGAGGUCACAGACGUGCUUUGGAUGUUGCUACUAUCUUACAAAAUGAAAAGAAGUCUUUCAAUGUUUUGUCACUAACUUGGGGUUUAGUCGCUGAUAUUGAUAUUGAGUCUGAGAGGUAUCGGUGGAUGGGAAGUGCUCGGAUGGAUUUAUAUGCUCUUUUCCGAGUUCUGAACUUGCGGAAAUAUAAUGGGCAUAUCCAUUUUAUUCCUGCACCUGGAUUUGAAGCAUAUGGCGAUCCAGUAAUUCAUGUUGAUGACUGUAAGUGUGAAGUUUUACUGUCUAAAUGGAGCAAAGGAGGUAACGAUAACACAGAGCAAUGUAAAUAUAUGGGCCCAGAAGUAGCUAUGGAAAGAAUGGAAUGGAGGUCUAUUGACGGACCAUUUAUUUCAGUUUUGGUCCACAAUGUACCUUUUUCUGGUGAAGAUUAUAUGCCAGCACCCAAGGCAGAGUUCGCAGAUGGCUACUUGGAUGUAAUCAUAGUUAAGGAUUCUCCGAAAUCAGGACUUCUAGAAAUGAUGCUAUCAAUGAGCGAUGGAAGUUACAUUAAGUCACCAUACAUAUUGUAUUUCAAGGUCAAAGCACUUAGGUUACAGCCAAGUAGCCGAGUAGGGCAGCCUACCCAGGGUGGCAUCAUCGACUCCGACGGAGAGGUCAUUGCCGGAGGAGAUCAACCAGAGAGUUGCUUGAUGGCUUACGGUCCUCCCAUUCAGAUGACAGUGGACAAGGGCUUGGCAACUAUAUUCUCUCCUAAGUAACCAUCAGAACUGACUUGCCAGAAAGAAGAUCAUAGUAUUGGCUUCAGAGGUUUAGACACUUCAUGCAGGAAAGAUUAUGAUUUAUUUAGUUAUUUACUUUGCAUUUGGUCAUAAAAUAAUUGUAUUAAUUUCAAUUAGCUUUUCGAAUUUUAGUACAAUAGUUAUGUUUUAUGUUUGGUUAUAAAUGUAAUUCGAACAAAACAAGAGAAAAUGAAAUUCAUUUUGAAUUUCGCUCUAUUAGUCUAUCGAAUAAAUUUGUUU
Messenger RNA from Zingiber officinale, 1836 nucleotides. Its product is annotated as sphingosine kinase 1-like. Bases 94 to 1575 code for a protein of 493 amino acids. Gene Ontology annotation, cellular component: membrane; cytoplasm; intracellular membrane-bounded organelle. Gene Ontology annotation, biological process: sphingosine biosynthetic process. Lineage: Eukaryota; Viridiplantae; Streptophyta; Magnoliopsida; Zingiberales; Zingiberaceae. The transcript has 10 exons. The record is from RefSeq and is a predicted model, not a curated record. Gene Ontology annotation, molecular function: kinase activity.